GCUUCACAUCACACACACCUCAAGCAUUUGCAUCAAGAAAGAUAUGGCGUCCAAACCUGGCAUUCUCACUGAUUGGCCAUGGAAACCUCUUGGAAGUUUUAAGUGGGUGAUUUUGACACCAUGGAUAGCACACAGCACCUACUCUUUCAUAACGAAGGAUGAAAAUGAAAGAGACAUUGGAUACUUUCUAAUAUUUCCAUAUAUGAUGGUGAGAAUGCUCCAUGAUCAAGCUUGGAUCACUCUUUCUCGCCACAGAACCUCCAUAGGCAAAACCAGAAUCCUUGACAAAGGAAUUGAGUUUGAACAAGUUGAUCGAGAAAGCAAUUGGGAUGAUCAGAUAUUGUUGAAUGGGUUAUUAUUCUACAUAGGUUACAUGUUGGUUCCAGAAGGUUCUCACCUACCAAUAUGGAAAACAGAUGGUGUUAUUAUUACAACUCUGUUGCAUGCUGGACCUGUUGAGUUUCUUUAUUAUUGGUUGCAUAGGGCACUCCAUCACCAUUUUCUCUAUUCCAGAUACCAUUCUCAUCACCAUUCCUCCAUUGUCACAGAACCCAUCACUUCUGUGAUCCAUCCAUUUGCAGAACACAUAGCAUAUUUUGUGUUAUUUGCAAUUCCACUUUACACAACAGUGAUUACAAGGACAGCUUCCAUUGCAUCCUUCGCUGGCUAUUUGGCCUACAUUGACUUUAUGAACAAUAUGGGUCAUUGCAACUUUGAGUUCAUUCCAACCACCCUUUUCUCCUUCUUUCCCUUCCUCAAAUUUCUCAUCUAUACUCCCUCGUUCCACUCAUUGCACCACACACAAUUCAGAACUAAUUACUCACUUUUCAUGCCAAUUUAUGAUUACGUGUAUGGAACAAUGGACAAGAGUUCAGACAAAACAUAUGAAAUGUCACUGAAGAGAGAAGAAGGUUCAGUAGAUGUGGUGCACCUAACACACCUUACAACCCCAGAAUCAAUAUAUUAUCUUAGGUUGGGGUUUUCUUCAUUAGCAUCCACACCACAAUCUUCAAAAUGGUACCUCUAUUUGCUGUGGCCACUCACACUUUGGACUUCUUUCAUGACUUGGUUUUAUGGCAAAACAUUUGUUUUGGAGAGGAACAAUUUCAAAAUGCUCAAUUUGCAAUCUUGGGUUAUACCAAGAUUCCAUGUUCAAGGAGAUAAGCUUAAUAAACUUGGUGAGGUUUACAUAAAGAGCUAUCCGCAGCUUAAGAUAAAGAUUGUUGAUGGAAGUAGCUUAGUUGUGGCUAUUGUUCUUAAUAACAUUCCCAAAGAAACAACUCAAGUCCUUCUUUCUGGUAAACUUACCAAGAUUUCAUAUGCUAUUGUCAAUGCUUUAUGUGAAAGGGGUACCAAGGUUACAACAAUGUACAAGGAUGAUUAUGAUAAUCUUCAAUCAAAGCUCUGCUCUGAGUCCAAAAAGAAUUUGGUUUUCCCAGGAUCCUACACUGCAGAGAUAUGGUUAGUAGGAGAUCAAAUUAACGAGGCUGAACAGAAGAAGGCACCAAAAGGAACAUUGUUCAUACCUUUUACACAAUUUCCUCCAAAGAAACUUCGCAAAGAUUGUUUCUAUCAUACCACACCAUCCAUGCUGGCUCCCUCUUCUUUAGUUAACGUACAUUCCUGUGAGAAUUGGUUGCCAAGAAGGGUGAUGAGUGCAUGGCGUAUUGCAGGGAUAUUGCAUGCUUUAGAAGAAUGGAAUGUUAAUGAGUGUGGAGAUGCUAUGUUUAGCAUUGAGAAAAUAUGGCAAGCAAGUAUUCAUCAUGGGUUUAGGCCAUUGAAAAUAAAUCCUCUUAUUAAAGCUUAAAUAAUUAAUAAUUAAUAUUUUUUAUGUGAC
Messenger RNA from Arachis stenosperma, 1837 nucleotides. RefSeq names its product very-long-chain aldehyde decarbonylase CER1-like. Lineage: Eukaryota; Viridiplantae; Streptophyta; Magnoliopsida; Fabales; Fabaceae. Gene Ontology annotation, molecular function: iron ion binding; oxidoreductase activity. The transcript has 9 exons. Gene Ontology annotation, biological process: lipid biosynthetic process. The record is from RefSeq and is a predicted model, not a curated record. Bases 44 to 1807 code for a protein of 587 amino acids.